AUGUUUCCAUCACUUCAGGCAGCUCUUCCUUCUAUUGAACGAUUAAACAAGAAAAGAGUAGAACAACCUUCACUUAAAAAAGAGCUUGUACUUGUUAAUCAACGUAACCAUAUUCGUACAACAUCAGCACCAUCUAUUUUGCCCAGCUAUGGACAAAAGUUAUCCUUGGGUGUAUUACUUGACGCUAUUGAUCUUGAUCAAGAAAUGAGACAAUUUUUUAGAAAUGAAGUGAUGAAAUCAAAGAAUAGAACACAGCCCGGCAUGUUUAAACCUAUGCCUAUGCUCAGACGUCGUUCAAGAUCAGCACCUAGUGCCUUACCUUCCUAUCAUUAUCAGCGUGCAUUUAAUGCAAAAUGGAUCAUGAAUGAUAAAAGAGUAGUGACGACAGCAUCAGAAGCACAAAAGGUAGCUGAAUUGAUUGUAAAACAGCAUUUUGAAACAGUCAAGAAGAAUAAUAACAAUAAUAAUGUAUAA
Molecule: messenger RNA, 474 nt
Organism: Rhizopus microsporus ATCC 52813
Lineage: Eukaryota; Fungi; Mucoromycota; Mucoromycetes; Mucorales; Rhizopodaceae
Exons: 1
Coding region: 1-474 (157 amino acids)
Source: RefSeq, a predicted model, not a curated record